This is a messenger RNA of Pomacea canaliculata, 3939 nucleotides long. RefSeq names its product protein-glutamine gamma-glutamyltransferase K-like. The record is from RefSeq and is a predicted model, not a curated record. The transcript is spliced from 16 exons. Gene Ontology annotation, biological process: peptide cross-linking. Bases 880 to 3042 code for a protein of 720 amino acids. Gene Ontology annotation, molecular function: protein-glutamine gamma-glutamyltransferase activity. NCBI's taxonomy places the organism in Eukaryota, Metazoa, Mollusca, Gastropoda, Architaenioglossa, Ampullariidae.
AUCUCUGUUGUACUUCAUCAUGUUUGAAAGCUGCAUGGCAAGCAGUUGAUUCAAGACAGCAUCACACAGUGUGUCACGUACGGCAGUGCUCAUGCCAUCUGCAUUCGUCAUCGGCUGUUAUCAUCAUAGUGUUUUCCCGCAAAGCUAAAGAUUAAAAAUAGAACACCACUGGUGCAGAAAUAGGUCGACCAUGCGUGGGUUGCUUUCAGGAAAUAAUAUAGGGACCUCGGUGUCCUUGGCUUAAUUUGAGCCAACUCCUAAACAGGAUGCGUGCACUGAGGCCAUCGAAUAUAGUCAAUGUUCUUUGAACUAUAUUUCAGUGCAUGCUGCCAGCUGCAGUCCUGUAACUCCAGGUGAUGAUACUACGAAUAGAAGAACUGUACACAUAAAGCGCUUUAAUUCUGUUUUGAUAACAAUUUACUGCUUUUAGGUUUUGUCUUCUAGGCAUCAUACACGUUAUACUAGGCCUUGACCUAUGACCAGUUUCAGUUUAUGGCGGCAAAUUGACAGUCAUCUGCUUCCACGGAUGUACAAGUUCGUGGUCUGUCUGCUCUGUUUAUUUGUGGAGUGAUCAGCGAACCCAGUUUAUGUGAAGUGUAACCCUGCGAUUCGGUCUGGUGGACAGCAUCAUGGAACGGUCCCGAAGAAGCCGCAGGUCUUCCUCGACCAUUGCUGCCACUACACGAACACCAAACACCGCCGACAGCAUCGGUAUUUCUUGAGAUCCAUAAAUUCACUUUUGGCUGGAUGAAUCUUUGAAAGUGACCCUGACUACUUGGAUAAUUAUCUGGGAUUAGUUCACACUGCCUAGUAUAUCUGGAUUGCAGACGAAAAAAGCGAGAAGCUCAGCUUGGGGGUAAUCAGGAAGGGAGGAAACCUAUGCUGUCAGAUGAAGAGCAUCGCAAUCGUAUCCUUACUCUCAGAGUCAAACAAGAUGGUGCUGCACUAAACGUAAAGUCUAUUAAUUUAAACAAGAAAAGCAAUUCUGAUAAGCACUUCACUUCAGACUAUGAGGUAGAAGACCUUGUUGUACGCCGUGGAAAGGCAUUUGAUAUCACAAUUUUAUUUGAUCGAGAGAUUGACAAGGAAACAGAUAUCAUAUCAUUGCAGUUUGUUGUUGGGUCACGUCCCCAAGAGAGCAAAGGGACACUACUACGACUCAAAGUGGAUCUAAAUAAUCUUGUGAGAAGAUACACCCAGUCUGGUCUCUGGUCCACACAUGUCAGUGAUGUAAGGGAGCAAGAACUGGAUGUAACUGUUCUACCUUCUGCCAACACCAUCAUUGGGAAGUAUAAACUUUAUGUGGAAAGCUCAGUCAGAGGCAAAGACGGAGAAUACAGGCGCUAUGAGCUAGAGGAUAAUGACAUCUACAUCAUCUUCAAUCCAUGGUGUUUGGAGGAUGUUGUGUAUAUGGAGGACCCUAAACAAAGAGAAGAAUAUGUACUGAAUGAAAAGGGACGCAUUUGGGUCGGCACCAUCAACAAUAACACUGGUCGACCGUGGAAUUUUGCACAAUUUGAUGAUCCAUGCCUGGAGGCAGCUUUCUUUUUGUUAGACAAAGCAGAGCUGGCUGAUGCAGCCCGUCGGAGUCCUGUUUCAGUAGUUCGAGCAGUGUCUGCAUUGGUCAACAGUAAUGAUGAUGAUGGUGUGCUGGAAGGCAGGUGGACACAAGACUACCCCAAGAACACCACACCACCAUGGGCGUGGACUGGCAGCAAGGCCAUCCUAGAGGAGUUCAUGAGAAACAAUAAGCCAGUGCAGUAUGGACAGUGCUGGGUUUUCUCUGCUAUUGUUACUUCUAUCCUACGAGCUCUUGGUGUUCCCACUCGAUCUGUAACCAACUUUCAGUCUGCUCAUGAUACGGACAGCAGCAUGACCAUUGACGAUCAUUUUGAUGAGUAUGGUGAACCAAUACUCUGGAUGAAUGAUUCAAUCUGGAACUUUCAUGUAUGGAAUGAAUCUUGGUUCCGUCGUCUGGACCUUCCAGACGGUUAUGAUGGUUGGCAGGCGCAUGAUGCAACGCCGCAAGAGCUGAGUGAAGGUGUGAUGAGAUGUGGACCAGCGGCACUGAAAGCCAUUAAAGAAGGACAUGUAUACCUCAGCUAUGAUGUCCCUUUUAUCUUCAGUGAGGUCAAUGGAGAUCGCAUCCAUUGGAAGGUCUAUGAAAAUGGAGAAAUGGACGUUAUCUCCAUAGACAAACAUGCAGUUGGAAAGAAAAUUAGCACAAAGGCAGUGGGCACUUAUGACCGUCUAGAUAUAACAGACCUUUACAAGUAUCCAGAAGGUUCUGCUGAAGAGAGGCAAGUGGUAGAAUUUGUCAACAGGUACAGCACAAGAGUUGGCGAAGAUAUUUAUCAUGAAGAAAAAACAACCGAUGUAUCAUUUAGCAUUAGUGUUCCUGAGGACACUCAGGUUGGCAGUGAUGUUACUGUCUCACUGAUAAUUAAAAACACCAGCACAGAAGUGCGAAGUGUUCAUGGACGUAUGACCAUUCUGUCUUCAUUCUACACUGGAAUUCCAGCAAAAAGAUUGGAAAGCAGGAGCUAUCACAAUGAACUCCUUGCUGGAGAAAAGAAGACACUGGAGUUAAACCUCAGCAGAAAAGAAUACCAGAGCAAGCUAAAUCCUGAGGCUAGUUUCCAGCUGUGUGUGUUGUUCACAGUGGAUCCCACUGGCCAAACCUUUGUGUCCAGUCAGGCUUUUACCCUUUCUAAGCCUUCCCUACAAAUUACAGUUCCAGAUUAUAUUAAAGCUGGCACUUCAUACAGAGGAACCAUCUCAUUCACCAAUCCAUUGACUAUUAAUCUAAUAAAUGGAGUUUUUCAUCUUGAAAGUUCUUCUCUUUUGUCUGCCUAUAAGCAUGAGUUCAGGAAGCCAAUAAAACAGCAAGAGACUGUUAUGUUUCAUUUUGAAUUCAAAGCUCUUCGAGAAGGACUCAGGGAAAUUGUGGCCACUUUUAGUUCUGAUCAGUUGGGUGGUGUGGAUGGCAGUAUUGAGUUUGAAGUCUUUCAAGACAUAGAGCCAAUGAAUACUGAUAAGUAAACUUUUGUUUGAAGUGGUGGCAGCACUCUGCAUGUGUCAAACCAAAACAAAAAGUGUUUGAGAUCAUGGUGGUACUGUAUAAAAUAGAAAUGCAUGAAAUGGGACUGUUCGUGCUGUUGUUUUGUAGUGAAAUAUUUUGUUAAUUUUAUAUAUUCAAUUAAGCAUACACAUGACACACUGUAUACAAAUAUUGUAAUUAUCUUGUUAGAUGCACAAACAAUGUUGCAUCUAUUUGAGUUUCAAGAUACUUUUGAUUAUUUGACUAUUUCUAUACCUGACUGCUUCUUUGGUGAAAGUAUUAUAAUAUUCAUGCAACUUUUGUGGUUUCUUUUUCCUUUUGGAGGAAGAAAUUUAUGCAGCAUGGUAAUAUUUGUUACAAAGGGUCAUUUUACGUUUUCAGCAAUGCUUGCUGCAGGAUGUUUUAUUUCCCUUUGAUUUUCUUUUUUGUCUUGGUGUCUGAAAACUGCAAUUAUUUUGCUCACCCUCUGCUGUGUGUCACUGUCCUGUAUAUAACGCCCUUCUUUUUGCAAUUUGACAAAACCACUUAUGCUGUACUCAGUUUUAUUUAUCCCUGUUUUUAAGUUACUUUAUUUUUUUUAAAUUAUAAAAGCAUCCCUUGAUUAAAGACAUAAAUUUAUCAAUUUUACCCUUAAGUAUUUUCAUGAAUGUAUCAUAAAACCUGCCAUUUUCAGCAGCACAAAAAAAUUCCAGAAAUUUUGUGGCUUAAAAAUAACUGAUGGAAUGUACAUUAUGUCCAUUUUUUGAAGAAGGAAGAUAAAUUCAAGUUACAAACUGAAUGCAGACACAGCAGCAUUGUAUAAACAUUUUUAUUUUAUGCAGGAAGCACUAGUAAAACAUAUUUUUUUAGAUUGAUAACAGUAAACAGAAGUACCUGUU